CACGGACUUUUCUCUCGAGCUGGACUACUUUGACGACGACGACGAGGACGGCGACGAUGGAAUUUGAUCCGCUCGCGAGAGACGCACCGCCGCCGAGGCAUGACCUCGAGUCUGACUCGGAGCUGUCGGAGGGGGAAGGGGAGCAGGGGCAAGCGGGGCCAGAACGGACGCGCAGCAAGGUCUUCGUCGAGCCAAAGAUUCAGGUUCUCGGCCUUUCAAAGAAGCAGGCUCCCCUGAUCGUCGCUGUGGGCGAAACGGGCGAGUCUCUCCUCGCCUUGACCUGUCCUUCCCUCUCCGAGUCCGGCUCGGUCCUCGUCGACGGAGAGCAGGAGGCUUCGGUCCACGUCACUGCUGCUGCCACGCUGGUCCUGCUUCGGCCCUCUCAUGCGCUCUCGUCGAAGCUCGCCUCGUUUCCGUUCGUCGCUGCCGCUCUUCUGGACGCCCUCUCCCCAUCGAGUCUCGUCGUCAUCGACGAAUACACGCCCCAGCUCUAUCUCUCCAAGGACGCGCGGCCCCAGGACGACCCAGUCCGCUACCUCGCCUCGUCCGAGCACGACACCGACCCAGCGCUGAGGCGCUACGAGGCGCCAAACUUCAUCACGGGCCUCGCUGCCGCGCUGCUCACGGCUGCCUCUGCGUCUACCACGGCGCUCCCGUCGAUGGCGCUCCUGCUCCCGACGUCCAAGCCGCGGCCGCACCCGCACUUUGCUGCGCAGCACCCUUCGUCGGCGAUUCAAGCCCAUGCCGAGCCCAUCGAGGCGCACCUGGCCGAGACUGUGUCGAGGCAGCUCAAAAAGUGGCCAGGCACAGACUUGCCCAUCGAAGUCGAGUCCAAAAAAGAGAGGACACUGACGACGUUUCUCGACGAGCGCAGGCAGAGGGACCGUAAGAAUAUUGCAGAGCUGGCGGGGAGCAUGUAUGUAUGAUUACUGGUUGGCUUGCAGAAACAAAGACGAGAAGAGGUAUACAAGGGAAUGUAUAAUGUACAGAGG
Acaromyces ingoldii is the source of this 992-nucleotide messenger RNA. RefSeq lists its product as hypothetical. The record is from RefSeq and is a predicted model, not a curated record. The transcript has 2 exons. NCBI's taxonomy places the organism in Eukaryota, Fungi, Basidiomycota, Exobasidiomycetes, Exobasidiales, Cryptobasidiaceae. Bases 57 to 926 code for a protein of 289 amino acids.